Molecule: messenger RNA, 1887 nt
Organism: Penicillium olsonii
Lineage: Eukaryota; Fungi; Ascomycota; Eurotiomycetes; Eurotiales; Aspergillaceae
Source: the annotation of a GenBank genome assembly
AUGGCCGAUUCUGCUCCUCAAGACACUGUCCCGAGUACUCCUCCCGAGCACGAAACUGUUGCAACUCUUCCAGUCUCUACUCCCUUCCAACCCACUCAAUUAGUGGGACAACCCUAUCCAGUGCGCAAUACUGUGAUCCAAGUCGCUGCAUCGUCGCCUCCGGGCCCGCUUUCAUCCCCCCCUCGCAAACCCCAGGCUCACCUUUCAUCCUUAAUCGCCCCUUCGGGUACUCACUUCCGUCCUCCUGCUUCCGGUCCUGCGAAGCGCACCCCCAAGUUUGAUCUUGACGACGGACCAACCUACCGAGGUGGCUCUUCAGACGAAGACUCGCACCUUCAAACCACCGAUAUCAAGCCUUCUACGUUUGAGAGAACAAUUCGAAGCCCAGAAAAAGUGAUGGAAUCUCCUGUGCGUACCGAUCCCGCAAUGGAUCGGUUCCGCGAAAUCACGGCCAAUGCCAUGUACGAUCCGAAGAACGCCCCCAUGAAGCGAUCCGCCGAUGAGAUGAGUCCACCUUCGACCAAGGGGGUCGCCAUGAAGAAGGCCCGUCAGGAUGCGCCAGCGCGCGCACAACCAGUCGGAGAGCCCGACAUUCUCCUGCACGAAAUCGCCGAUUUCCGAGUCCGCAUCAAGGUCGAGCGUGUGUUGAAGGUUAUGCCUGAGCUGUCAGUGCGCACAUGCAUGAAUGCUAUUAUCCAGGCUAAGGGAAAUUACGAUGCUGCCCUUGAGGCCUUGGCCAACACGCAGACUACGAAUGGCAAUGCCCAGGCCGUUGUUAUCGACUCCUCCGACGAUGAGUUGGGAACUGCCCCAGCCACUGGAGCGGCUCCCGUCGCUAAGCAAAACAUCAAGGCCCGUGGAACGAUUCAAGAUAAGUGGGCUGCAAUGAAGAUGUUCAAGGGCGGAGAAUCCGAGGAUGAAGCCAAGCCGCGCCGUCGACUCGUCCGAGGUCCCAAGUCAGAUGCCGCCUCGCGCCCUGCAUCGCCUCCUCGUGCGAUUGUGCUCAGUGAUGAGCCCGCCCCCAAGAAGGGCCGACUCCAAAAGGGACGCAGGAACCGCUCACCUGAUCGCUCUGAAUCCCCCGAGGCUAUGAUGAGCGACUCAGAUGACUCUGACGUUCCAGUGAAGGAAUCUGCCGCUGGCGGCCUGGAUUCCAAGGUUCUCAAGUUUAUGAAUACUGCUUCUGUUACUGAUAUCGCCGAUCUGGCCUCCGUUCCCGAAGAUGUGGCUCAGCUCAUUGUGUCAAACCGUCCUUAUCACCAUCUUGAUGAGGCCCGUAUGGUGGCUGUCCCUGUCCCUGAGUCGAAGCAAAAGGGCAGACGAGGUGGAAAGGCGCCCAAGCCCAUCGGUGACAAGAUUGUCGACAAGUGUGUUGAUAUGUGGACCGGCUACAUGGCAAUUGAUGCUCUUGUGAGCGAGGUCGAGACACUGGGCAAGCCUGUCGCCGACGAGAUGAAGAAAUGGGGCGUGGAUACCUUCGGCAAGCGUGAAGGCGAGCUUGAACUGACCAGCCUCGCCCCGGUUCCCAAGGUGGAACACGACUCUGGGAUCUCGACUCCCACUUCCCGCCCUUCGCCUGAUAGCGACGAGGACGGCCUUGUACCUGCCAAGCGCAAGUCUCGUUUGAUUUCACAGCCUUCUAUCAUGGCUGAUGAUCUGGUGAUGAAGGAUUAUCAAGUUGUCGGCAUCAACUGGCUGAGACUGCUGUAUGAGAACGAUUUGAGUUGUAUCUUGGCCGAUGACAUGGGUCUGGGCAAAACAUGCCAGGUCAUUGCUUUCCUGGCCCACUUGUAUGAGACGGGUGACAAGGGCCCGCAUCUGAUUGUUGUUCCCUCCUCGACCAUCGAGAACUGGCUUCGAGAAUUCCAAAAGCCGAACGUGCGAUGA